AUGAGAAGGAUUUGGAACAGAAGGGGGAAAAAGGAAGAGGAAACAAAGAAUCGUAAUCUUAGAGUCAAUAUCUCUUUGGACUGGGCGAGACUAGAUCUGGGUGUCGGUUUACUACAUUGCGACCGUAUACCUGGUGUUGACGGUGAACUUAUUUAA
Sclerotinia sclerotiorum 1980 UF-70 is the source of this 156-nucleotide messenger RNA. RefSeq lists its product with no specific name. The record is from RefSeq and is a predicted model, not a curated record. The transcript has a single exon. The coding region runs from base 1 to 156 and encodes 51 amino acids. NCBI's taxonomy places the organism in Eukaryota, Fungi, Ascomycota, Leotiomycetes, Helotiales, Sclerotiniaceae.